Molecule: messenger RNA, 1182 nt
Organism: Rotaria sordida
Lineage: Eukaryota; Metazoa; Rotifera; Eurotatoria; Philodinida; Philodinidae
Source: the annotation of a GenBank genome assembly
AUGGGUUUUGCACUUGCUCACCGUUUAUUCUUAUGCGGCUUUACUGUAGUAAUGGGUAGUCGUUGUCCAGACAAGCGAAACGAUACACAAUUAGAAAUAGUCUCUAUUGUCGAAUGUAUUCGUCGUUCGCCUAUUAUCUUCGUUGCCAUUCAUCCAGAACACUAUAUCGAUUCUCUUGUAUCGCAUUUCGAUCAUGAGCCAUCAUUAUUUGACGGGAAAAUUCUUAUUGAUAUAUCAAAUCAAACUUGUGAAGAAUCACAUCUGAACGAUUCUUCCAAUGCGGAACGACUUCAAACAGCAAUAUCCAAUGCCUUUGUUGUCAAAGCAUUCAAUACUAUCUCAUCAUUUGCCAUGCAAAGUACAACAACAGGUGAAUCAUGCAAAGUCUUUGUUGCUAGUGAUCAUUCAAUAAUGAAAAAUAAAGUAAUAACACUCGCACGUGAAAUGAAUUUUGAUUCAUUCAAUGCGGGUUCGAUUCGAGUAGCACGUCAUCUAGAACGUAAUACUAAAUCUCUGUUCCCUCAAUGGCAAAUUCCUAUCGUUAUCACACUUGUCAUUAUAUCAAUCUGGCUUACUUACACGCUCUGCAUGAGUUUUAUUAGUACACGUACAACUUCAUGGAAUCAACUCUUUUUACACGUGGCUAAUGAAACAUUAUGUUCAAGUGCCAUCACAAUGCUAGCUAUUGUCUACAUGUCCUCGAAUCUUGCGUGUAUAUUUCAAUUGGUCAAUGGAACUCGAGAACGACGAUUUCCAAUGUGGUUGGAUCGAUGGCUAUUAAGCAGAAAACAACUCGGUAUAUUGACAUUUGCUCUAGCUCUUUCUCACUCUAUUAUGACACUUAUUCUUAUAACACCUGCGUAUUACUCUUCAUGGUUUCAUCCUGUUGAAGUCAUGGUUUCGACUGUUCACAAUCAGACACGAAUCGUCGUAGUGGCUAGUCUCAUGACUGCAAAAGGCGAAUUGGCAUCUCUAUUAGGUAUUUUAACUCAACUUUGCAUGUCUAUUUUGGCUAUAACGAGUAUUCCUGCGAUUGGUAAUCUAUUGAAUUGGCGAGAAUGGCGCUUUGUACAAUCAAAACUUGGUACCAUGACGUUAUUACUUGCUAUUGGACAUGUCGUUGCAAUGGUUAUGCCAUACUGGAUACGAAAUUUUCGAAAUUUACAUUUAAAUAAAUUUUAA